UGCCGGUAGUAGUAGCAGUGUUAUAGUAGCAGACAGCUGCGGUGAUCGCUUCGUGUCAGUGUCGUUUCCGUCACGUUCAGUUUACCGUACUAUAAUAUUUUGAAAACAACUCGACCGUUCCGUGGUCGUGUUCGUUGCGUUCGUUUUCCACUCCUCAGUCGUUUCCCACUGGAAGUUCACUCGCGGUGCGUCUUUUCAACGUGCCAUGACAACAGCCGCCAGUGCACCACCACCACCACCACCGUAACUCAAGCAGUCGUAUUCGUAGUCCGCGAGUCGUAAUCGUAUUUGCAGUCGUCUCAUAGUCGUCGCCUGCAACAUGUUGAAGCUGUUGGGCGGGCUCAAGGAGUUCGUCAGACGGCAACCGGUGACCAUCGAUGGCACCGUUUUCCGGGUGCACGUGACGUUCACCACGGUCGCGCUGCUUGCGUGCUCGAUAAUGGUGACGGCUACGCAGUACGUGGGCAACCCGAUCCAGUGCAUCGUGGACGGACUACCCACCAGGCCGGUGAACACGUAUUGCUGGAUCACGUCCACGUUCACCAUGCCGGACGCGUUCCUCAGGGAACAGGGCGUAGGCGCCGCGCACCCUGGCGUGGGGCCCGAAAACGGCGAACCUCCCAAGUACUACACGUACUACCAGUGGGUGUGCUUCGCCCUGUUCUUCCAGGGUAUGAUGUGCUACUUCCCCAAGUGGAUAUGGGACAUGCAGGAGGGCGCGCUAAUGUCCACGCUGGUCAUGGGCCUGCAGUUCGGUCUGGGCAACGAGAAGGAACGCGARAAGCAGAAGAAGAUACUCGUCCACUACAUGCUCACCCACAUAAGAAAACACACCUGGUACGCCGCCAAGUAUUGGAUGUGUGAGUUCAUGUGCCUGGCAAACAUCGUGCUGCAGAUAUACUGGAUGAACAAAUUUUUCGCCGGAGAGUUCAUUACGUACGGGCUGCGCGUCAUCGGCAUGUCUACCGAACAUCAGGAUAACCGGGUGGACCCAAUGGUCUUCAUAUUUCCUCGGGUGACCAAGUGUACUUUCCACAAGUUUGGACCCUCUGGGACAGUGCAAAAGCACGAUUCGCUGUGCGUGUUGCCACUGAAUAUCGUAAACGAGAAGACUUACAUAUUCAUAUGGUUUUGGUAUCUACUGCUGUUGUUGGCGCUGGUCUUAAUGAUCUGUCACAGGUACAUUUUAUUUUCGUGGUAUCGAGAACCAGGGAGGGGACGG
Messenger RNA from Diuraphis noxia (Russian wheat aphid), 1222 nucleotides. RefSeq names its product optic ganglion reduced (gene ogre). Gene Ontology annotation, cellular component: gap junction; plasma membrane. NCBI's taxonomy places the organism in Eukaryota, Metazoa, Arthropoda, Insecta, Hemiptera, Aphididae. Gene Ontology annotation, molecular function: gap junction channel activity. The record is from RefSeq and is a predicted model, not a curated record.